UUUUACUUAAAAAAUUUUACACUACUCAAUCCAUCAAUUUUUUUCUUUCGAAAAUGGAGACAUCGCUUCGAUACGGCGGAGACUCCACCGCAUUGAGAGUGAAUUCAAUCAACCGCGGCAGCGGCGGCAACAAAAAGUCACAACCAACCAUCGGUAGAUACCUCGGCGGCGGCGAUACCUCCGCCCUUAAAAUUCACGCCAAACAACACUUCCGUAUCGAUUCCAACACUCGCCUUCAGAUUAAUGGAGAACUCGAUACAAAGGUCGGAUAUCCGACUUUCUUCAGUGCACUCUUGAGAUACUUUCCCCCUGAACUGUCAGCGAAGAUUGGAGCCGGGCUACAGUAUGAUAGACGGGAAAAGCUUCAUUAUACUGUGCGUGGGAAAAAAGCAUUUCCACUAACACCGGAACGUUUUGUCAACUUCGUAGUUAAGGGACGUUGCAAUCUGGACAAAGAGUUUAAGCAGCCAACACCAAGUGGAGCAGCUGAAUUGGUUUGGAACAUUCUAGAUUUUCAGAAAGACCAAGACUUAAGAAUUAAAGUUGGCUAUGAAAUUGUGGACAAGGUUCCAUAUGUACAGUUCAGGGAAAACAAUUGGACAUUUAGUGCUGAUGCUAAUGGCAAAUGGAAUGUGAGAUAUAACCUAUGAGUGAAACAUUUGGUAUGUUUUUUAUUGCAAGAUUUAAGAGAAAACCAGAUAGUUCGGGUAGGUUUGUAGAGUCCACUACUGAAAGGACCUAAUUCAGGUUUUUAAUGUAUACUCAUUUUUAUAAAUUACUAUCAAGCUUUUAUCAUAUAAUGCUGCUACUUUUUCUCAUUCA
This is a messenger RNA of Erigeron canadensis, 822 nucleotides long. Its product is annotated as outer envelope pore protein 21B, chloroplastic-like. The record is from RefSeq and is a predicted model, not a curated record. Gene Ontology annotation, molecular function: voltage-gated monoatomic anion channel activity. Gene Ontology annotation, biological process: regulation of monoatomic anion transport. The transcript has 5 exons. Bases 54 to 650 code for a protein of 198 amino acids. Lineage: Eukaryota; Viridiplantae; Streptophyta; Magnoliopsida; Asterales; Asteraceae.